Messenger RNA from Pantherophis guttatus, 1823 nucleotides. RefSeq names its product corticotropin releasing hormone binding protein (gene CRHBP). Gene Ontology annotation, molecular function: corticotropin-releasing hormone binding. Gene Ontology annotation, biological process: negative regulation of corticotropin-releasing hormone receptor activity; negative regulation of corticotropin secretion; hormone-mediated signaling pathway. Lineage: Eukaryota; Metazoa; Chordata; Lepidosauria; Squamata; Colubridae. The record is from RefSeq and is a predicted model, not a curated record.
GACCGCGCGAGCAGCGGGGUCACGAGCGCAGCUGCGGGUUUGGGGGGCCCCCGUCAUCACUGCGCACUCCUCGCCUCCCUGGCAGAGAUCCAGUAACCAUGGGUUACCCUAUCAGUCAGGGGACCCGCUGCCUCCCCUCUGCCAAAGCUCUAUAAAAGGGACCCGUCCGGGAAAGGCGGCCAGGAGGCAGCCCCAGAGAAGGCGCCGCUCCCGCCGCUGUUAACCCUUUUCCUCACGCCGCGGCGCAAAGGCUGUCGGACAUGGCUGUCGGAUUCCGGCGCUGCCAGCUCGCCCUGAUCUUCUGGGCCGCCCUGGGAGGGGAGAGCAGGGUCUUCGAGGGGCGGCAGGACGCCUUCGCGGACGGGCCGGUCCUGCUGUUCAACCAGGAGCUGAAAAGGCAACUCUCGGGCGAGCAGAUCUACCGUCGGACGCUGCGAUGUCUUGACAUGCUAAGUAUAGAAGGGCAGUUCACCUUCACUGCAGAGCAACCCCAGAUGCAUUGUGCAACAUUCUUCAUAGGAGAACCAGAGGAGUUCAUCAGUAUAGAUUUUGACUUUGUCAACAUUGACUGUCAAGCUGGAGAUUUCUUGAAGGUUUUUGAUGGCUGGAUACUGAAGGGUGAGAAGUUUCCUAGCUCUUCGGAUCACCCUCUCCCCACUUCCGAAAGGUAUAGAGAUUUCUGUGAAGCUGGAGCUAGCCCAACCACUAUCAGGUCAUCUCAGAAUGUUGCCAUGAUCUUCUUCAGGAUUCAGGAUGCAGGGAACGGAUUCACCUUAACAAUAAAGAAGCAGCCUAAUCUUUUCCCUUGCAAUAUCAUCUCCCAGACUCCAAGUGGAAGGUUUACGAUGAUAGUUCCUCAUCAGCAUCGGAAUUGCAGUUUUUCCAUUAUCUACCCAACAUUGAUAAAAAUAUCUGAUCUUAGCCUGGGGCAUCUGCAGGGCUUUCACUUGAAGAAACCAACUGCUGGUUGCAGGGGCGCUGGAGAUUUUAUGGAAUUGCUGGGAGGAAAUGGGUUAGACCCUUCUAAGAUGCUUCCAUUGGCUGAUCUUUGCCAUUCUUUCAGUGGCCCUGCUCAAAUGAAGAUUGGCUGUGACAACACCGUACUGCGGUUAGUCUCAAGUGGAAAACAUAUCAAUCAAGUAACCUUUGAAUAUUACCAGUUGGAUCAAUAUGAACAGGAAAACAACAGCCUCAACGAAUUUUGUCUUUCAAGCAUUUGAAAUAUUGGACAAGUCUCUCUUCCUGGAACAUAUUAAUUCUGAGCAGCUAAAUUGGUGAAACACUUCUGCUGUCUGAGCACUUAUCUUUUCAUAUGAAAUCAUUAUUUCCAUGAACAUGAUUAGAAGAGUAUUACUCAUAGCAUUUGCAAUACGUUGUCUUUUUCCUGUCUUUAGGAAUAUUGAAUAUACCCAAGACAUGCAAAUCUGUACAGAUUCCAAAAGCUGUCUUUAGACAUACUUGCAUCCAUUUAAUUCAAAUGUGGUAUGUUGUUGCUGCAUCAGGGUGCCUGUUUUAGAGGAGCCAUGAAUGUUCAAAUACAUGCACAAUUUUUUAUUUAUUUAUUGUGCACGUACUUAUUUUAGAACAUUGUUUAAUUCAAUUUGCAGUUGAAUUAAGGUGUCUCUUUAGGUGUCAGAAGUAGAAAGAUUCACGUAAAGAAAAAUGACAUUACAAUUUUAUAAGAGAAUAUUACAGUGCAUAAAUUUAAUUGCCAGUUAAUUUAUUUACACAAAUGUAUAUUCAGUUUUUAAUAAAAAUUUAUAGCAUGAAAAAAGAUUUUGCUUUUAUCUGUUUAACAUAAUAAAUACAUUCAUAGUAUUGAC